Molecule: messenger RNA, 2388 nt
Organism: Symbiodinium necroappetens
Lineage: Eukaryota; Dinophyceae; Suessiales; Symbiodiniaceae
Source: the annotation of a GenBank genome assembly
GCGUCCGCGUUGCGCCCGCCCUCCGGGCUUGCAACGCGUGCGACGCAGAGGCGCUUUGGCGUCACGGCGCAGUCCUCGAGCGGAUGGAAUGUCUCUUGGACAGCGCCUGAAGAAAGCAAGACCGCAGAGCAAAGUGCCGCGCUCCGCGAGGCAUUGAGGCAGUGUCCCUUCAUGAAGAAGAUCGAUGAUGACACUCUCGAGUCUCUCGUCCGAGCCAUGCCCGUCCAGACUUUCGAUCCAGGAGCGAUUGUUUGCCGGCAGGGUGCUCGGGAUGACUGUGCAUACGUCAUCAACGUCUUCCAGGAGCCGGACCCGGAGACCGACCCGGACGGAGCCCAGGUUUUCGUGCGCCCCCUCACCAGAGGGCGCCUCUUUGGGGAGUUCUCCAUGCUCUGGAGCACACCACGGACCCGCAGCGUGUACGUGGACCAGCAGCAGGCAGUUCUGGGUGUCUUGACGCAGGAGGUUUUCCGCAAUUUGGUGGUGCGCAACGAGAUGAAGGAACGCAGCCGGCGCGAGGCAUGCCUUCGUCGCUCAGCGAUGCUUGAGACGCUGGACGAUGAAGAGAUUGCGCAGCUGGCAGAUGCGCUGCAGAAGAAGUGCUUCGAAGAGGGCGAGGUCAUCGUCCGACAAGGUGACACCGGCAAUGAGCUUUAUGUGGUCCUGGAGGGUACCUGCGUGGUGACGGUAGAGACUGGGUCCAAGGACAGAGACAGAGACAUCCAGGAGUGCAAGCGAUGCUACGCGGGAGACAUGUUCGGGGAGAAGGCUUUGCUGGAGAAGACAAAGCGUUGCGCCACGGUGUCCGCAGCCACGAAGGUGGAGGUGCUGGCCCUUCGGCGGGAUUCUUUCGAGCGAAUGCUCGGGCCCCUUAGCCAGCUGCAGAAGAUCCACUACCUGUGUGAUCCAAGGCGCAGCAUCGCUGACUUCUACCUCCCGGGUGACCAGAGUGGCCCUGCAGGCGUCUGCAAAGAGAAGCGCACCGGCUUGGAGCCGGACGCGAGCACCUGGUUCGCCGUGUACCGUCCAACCUCCCGUGAUGCGAUUGCCAAGAUGCUGAGCGGCGCGGCUGUUGGCAAGGGGCUGAACGUCAAAGGCAAGUCAGCCAAGAUGCCGAAUCGGCUCUCGGGAUUCGUGCCCUUCCUGCAGAUCAGCCAGGAGAGCCACAAGUCCGAGAUCGAAACGUCCCCACCAGACGCCCGUGUUUGCAUCUACUUUGCCUCGGAAAUGCUGCGCCAAAGCGCCAUGGUUCAACUGCAAGCACUCCUGGAGACGAGCUCACCCAUGCAGGAUCCGGAGAUUCGGCUCUUGGACCACUAUGAAUCCGUGCCCGGCCUGGAUGCGCCUGAAGCCGUAGUGCAGCAGGCCUUCAUCCUCAAGCCUGACAUCCAGCCAGCCGUCGGAUGGGAGACAGGCCGCGUUUCAGAGCCCGCCUUCAUGGACAUGAACCUCCAGGCGUUGCGAGGCACCUCCCGGCCGAAGGUGGUCCUUUACCAAUUCGACCAGGAUAACCCAAUGAACCCACAUGGCCUACUCAUCGCCUAUGCAGAGAACACGGUGAAGCCGGUUGUGUCGGACUUCGACACUUUCCUGGUUGGAAGCCGCGGCAUGGAGUACGAGCACCUGCCGCCGGAGCAAACAGAGCUUUGUCUCUGGGCCUUGGACCACACUGAGAAGAUUCUGCGGUCGCCCUCCACCUCCUCCUGGACAUCGCGAUGGUUGGAAGUCUUGAAAGAAGCACACGAGCAAGGCUUCCACCCGCACAUUCCGGAGUUUGGAUUUGGCGAUGCGACAUCUUAUCGCUUGAUCGAGGAGGUGAUCAACACCACAAAAGAAUCCGGUGCCAUCCGUCAUGGCGCAGAGUGCUUCAACUUCUACUUCCCUCAGGAGUUGGACACCAACUUCCUCGUUGUAUGGGAAGGCUUCCACGACAUCGAUGGCAAGCCCUGGGCCUACAUGGAUGAGGACGAGCUCCGCGAUUUCCUCACGGAGCGUGUCGAGGAGAACUACGCCUUGCCUCUCAAUCCGAUUUGGUGUGUUCGCGACCUCGGCUGGUUCGACAUCUUGGAGCAUCAGAUCGAGAACCAGAGCUGCAAAGCAGCGCUGGAGGCCUGGUACCCAGAGGAGUCCGGCAUUCUUGAGAAGAUAAAGGCAUUGCACGAGGAGUUCACAGAGGGCCUGGAGUUGAAAGCGAGCGCGGACAACGCGCGGCCUCUGGUCCGGACUUUGUCGCAUUGCCCUGACCUGGAUAUGUCGGAGAAGGCCAUGCUGGCCAUCUCACAGGCGUCCUCCGCGGGGAGUAGGUGGACCACUGCCCGGCUGAAAGUCAAUGUCCUGCAGCAAAUAAAGCGGUCAAGCAUGGCCGUUCAUCAUCUGCUCGGCAAGUGA